Molecule: messenger RNA, 378 nt
Organism: Vombatus ursinus (common wombat)
Lineage: Eukaryota; Metazoa; Chordata; Mammalia; Diprotodontia; Vombatidae
Product: 60S ribosomal protein L36a-like
Exons: 1
Coding region: 1-378 (125 amino acids)
Biological process (GO): translation
Cellular component (GO): cytosolic large ribosomal subunit; ribosome
Molecular function (GO): structural constituent of ribosome
Source: RefSeq, a predicted model, not a curated record
AUGAGCACUCAGCCAAGGGGUCCCAGUGGCCUGGACAUCAGAGAAGCCCAGUUGGAAGUGCAGCGCUGCCCUUUGGUGAAUGUCUCUGAAAUCUGCAGAACUUUGUGCAAAGAGUGUGGCAAGCACCAGCCUCACACAGCGACACAGCACAAGAAAGGCAAGGAUUCCCUGUACAGGCAGAGGAAAAAUCAAUCUGAUCAGAAGCAGAGUGGCAAAUCAAUUUUCUGGGAAAAGGCAAAGACCACAAAAAAGAUCAUACUGAGGCUUGAAUGUGUGGAACCCAACUGCAGUUCUAAGAGGAUGCUUGCCAUUAAGAGGUGUAAGAAUUUUGAACUGGGAGGAGAUGAGAAGAGAAAAAGCCAAGUGAUCCAGUUCUGA